This is a messenger RNA of Archocentrus centrarchus (flier cichlid), 594 nucleotides long. RefSeq names its product inositol-trisphosphate 3-kinase C-like. The record is from RefSeq and is a predicted model, not a curated record. The transcript is spliced from 5 exons. Lineage: Eukaryota; Metazoa; Chordata; Actinopteri; Cichliformes; Cichlidae. Gene Ontology annotation, molecular function: inositol hexakisphosphate kinase activity. Gene Ontology annotation, biological process: inositol phosphate biosynthetic process; phosphatidylinositol phosphate biosynthetic process. Gene Ontology annotation, cellular component: nucleus; cytoplasm. Bases 1 to 594 code for a protein of 197 amino acids.
AUGUACAGUAACUUCCAGGUGAGUAAAGGAGGCGAGGUGCUAAAACUGUACAAUGAAGUGGAGGCAAAGUGCCUGGAGUGCCUGAUGAGAGACCCGCUGAGACCCUUUGUCCCACAGUACUAUGGCUUGGUCACGAGAGGGGAGCACCGCUACAUCCGCCUGGAGGACCUGGUGAGCGGCCUGAAGAGGCCAGUCAUCGUGGACUGCAAGAUGGGCGUCAGAACGUACCAAGAGGAGGAAUUAAUCAAAGCUCGUGUCAAAGCUCCCCUGCGGAGCGACAUGUACCAGAAGAUGGUGAAUAUGGACCCUUCUGCUCCAUCAGCGGAGGAACAUGCACAGAAGGGGGUGACCAAAUGGCGCUACCUCCAGUGGAGGGAUUCAAUCAGUUCUACGUCCACGCUGGGCUUCAGGAUAGAGGGCAUUAUGAUGGAGGAUGGCAGCGUCCAGCGGGACUUCAGAAAGAUUCAGACUUUAUCUCAGGUCACUGAGGUAUUGCUUUACUUCACCAGGAGUCAGCUGAACACUCUGAUGCUCAUUUUCAACUUCAUAUUUUUGUUACUGGCCUCUGCCACCAGAACUUUGUAUGAAUCAUGA